Messenger RNA from Thlaspi arvense, 5006 nucleotides. Lineage: Eukaryota; Viridiplantae; Streptophyta; Magnoliopsida; Brassicales; Brassicaceae. The record is from the annotation of a GenBank genome assembly.
GUUUUUUUUUGGUAUAAAAUCAACCACACAUGGAUUCCAACUAGAAACAAAAGACCAGAUUUGUUGAUGUUUCUUCCUCUCUGCAGCGAAUUUAAUUUCUGAUCUGUUUCACUCAUCGUUUCUCUAGCUCUCUCUCUCUCUUUCUCUUUUUUUUUUUAUACUCGAAACUGGUUUUCGAUUUUUUCAAGAUUUCCAGGAGAUCCAAUCCCAGUCUCUCUUGAGCAGUUCCCAUAUAUUUUUGGAUUGCCUUUUCGUUUAUUUUUCUUCCCAUAAUUGUAUGAUCCUUGGAUUUGAACAUUUGUAACAAAUUAGGGAAAAAAAAUCGGGGCUUUGGAAGAAAUGAAUAUUGUUUUGAAACGAUCAGAUUCUCUUUGAAGCCUGACGGUGUUUCCCUGAAACUUUAUUUUUGGGGAACAGUCGAAUUUACCCGAGAGAUCAUCACUGUGGUCUGAGUAUCUCGAUUUUUUUUGUAAAAAAUAUGGCGAGAGGAAGAGUGGGAGAGAAAGAGGAAGGGGAAAAGCACAUAGGGUUACUAAAACUGGCCCAAACGCUAUCGUUUCUGCUCAUAUUCAUGGCCGGAAUCAUCAUCGGCCUCGCCGCAAGCUCCCACAUCGAUCGAUACUUCAAUUCGUUGCCGAGGAUGUUUUCACACACUACCAAUCUACAGACGAUUCCGUUUUCGACCCCUGACUACUCCAAUUGCACUAUCAUCCACCGGGAUUGCACAGGGGACGACGAGAACGACGACGAGGGAAGAAGGGCCAAGGCGGAGAAACCCAAGGAUCGGGAUUGCUGGAGCAUCGAUGGGUUUGUUCGGCCUGAGAAUCUGAGCCACGGGAUGAGUGACGACGAGCUGUUCUGGAGAGCGUCGAUGGUUCCGGUGAAGGAUGAGUAUCCGUACGACAGGGUUCCGAAGGUGGCGUUCAUGUUUCUGACGCGAGGGCCUUUGCCUAUGCUUCCGCUCUGGGAGAAGUUUUUCAAAGGCAACGACAAGUACUUGUCGGUCUAUGUUCAUACGCCUCCGCGAUACGACAUGAAUGUCUCUCGUGACUCACCGUUUUACGACCGGCAGAUCCCGAGCCAGAAAGUUGCAUGGGGAUCCGCACUAUUGACAGAUGCCGAGAAGCGUCUUCUGGCCAACGCAUUGCUCGACUUCUCGAACGAACGUUUUGUGCUUCUCUCUGAGAGCUGUGUCCCUGUCUACAACUUCUCAACUGUCUACAGUUACCUAAUAAACUCUGCCUACAGUUUUGUGGACUCUUAUGACGAGCCAACACGUUAUGGCCGUGGCCGUUACAGCCGCAAGAUGCUCCCAGACAUCAAACUCCACCAUUGGCGCAAAGGGUCUCAGUGGUUUGAAGUUAACCGUAAACUCGCCAUCUACAUCAUCUCAGACUCAAAAUACUACUCAUUGUUCAAACAAUUCUGCUUACCAGCUUGUUACCCAGAUGAGCAUUACAUACCGACUUUCUUGAACAUGUUUCACGGAUCAAUGAACGCCAAUAGAAGUGUGACAUGGGUCGAUUGGUCCAUAGGCGGUCCGCAUCCAGCUACGUAUGCUGCGGCUAACAUCACAGAAGAGUUUCUUCAAUCAAUUAGGAAAAACGAGACGGAUUGUCUUUACAAUGAAGAGCCAACCUCGUUAUGCUUCCUUUUCGCUCGGAAGUUCUCUCCUAGUGCCUUAGCUCCUCUUAUGAACCUGAGCUCUACAGUCCUGGGGUUUUGAGAAAAUAACUGAUUUCUUUCUCUUCUUGUUUUUCUACUUUGAUAGGGGAUGAGAUGAGAUUCUUCUUCUACGAGAUAUAUACAUAGGACCCUCUUCUUUUUUGUUAUUAGCUUCCUCUGGUUAUCAUCUCUUCUUUCUUUGAGGUUUCAUAGAGACAAAUGUAAAGGUCGAGCCUUUUGUAUGUAAGAGUUUUGCUUCUGCCGACCUGCAGAGCUAAUCUAGUUAUAGAUUACCAAUACUUUCUUUUUCAUCAACUUUUGGAAAAAUAGAAAUUAUACAUUUGAUCGAUUUGCUGAUUUUGAAUUCCAUUACUCUCUAUAAGCUUCAGGAGACCUCAACGAACUAUACAUACAAGUAUAAAACAACGAAAGUCAGGGAUCGGAAAAUAACGUAUCAGAUUAUGAUGUCGAACCAUAACACAAAUAAAUACCAGAGUUUGCAAAAAUUGCGAACAACAAAGCAAAAGGAAAAUUAGGGUGAUGGUGCACAAGAACUGGCGAGUUUGUCGAACUAGUUGCUCGAUUCAACUACCUUCGUCUCUUCUUCAUCUUGCCACCCAUGGGAGGACACUGGCUCCUGUUGUUGAGGACGAUGACCGUCCACAGAGUUUGACCACGGCGUCUGAUUAGCCACCUGUCCUGGCCCGGGAUUCGACCACUGUGGCUGCUGAUGGCUACCUGUCUGAUUAGACCAUGGUUGUUGUUGCUGCUGCCCUGUCCACGCUGACUGCUGACCAGCUGUCUGAUUAGCCCAUGGUUGCUGCUGGCCGGUUGUCUGAUUCGCCCACGGUUGCUGCUGGGUGGUUGUCUGAUUAGCCCAUGGUUGCUGCUGGCCAGCAGUCUGAUUAGUCCACGGUCGCUGCUGGUUAGCCCACGGUUGCUGAUGACCAUUGUUCUGAUUAGCCCAUGGUUGCUGUUGACCAUUGUUCCGAUUAGCCCACGGUUGCUGCUGGCCAGUUGUCUGAUUAUCCCAUGGUUGCUGCUGACCUGAAGGACUUGACCACCCCUGUUGCUGAGACCAAGACUGCUGCUGUUGAUAUCCCGGUGCCUGAUUCGACCGUGAUGGUGCCUGUUGCCCUGCCGUCUGAUUAGACCAUGUUUGCUGCUGCUGGUUCACCGAAGUGUUGGACCAAGACGGACUCUGGUUAUUAUUUUUGUAAGUGCCUCCGGCUGUUUGACCUACACUUCCAUUGGCCCAACCUGAAUUAGGAUGGCUCUCCCAUGGGGCCUUCUCUCUAGGCUUAUGAGGAGCUGCGAAUGCGGUUCCUAACACUGCGGAUACACUAGGUGAAGUGUUACCCGAUGGCCCAGAGUUUCUAACCGGCCGGGUAACCGAAUUCAAGAUUUUCUCAAUCUCCUCACGACGCCCUGCUUUCUCAAAUGUCUCGAUGAUGAAUUCCCGCAGCACAGGAGCAACCCCUACACCAUGUCCAACCAUCUCACCGAUAGUGUCCUUGGCUUGGUCAAGUGCACCACCGUCACAAAGACCUCUAACCACCACAUCGUAAAUCGAAGGGUCUGGUUUCGGUUCCUUUUCUCCCAUCUUAGUCAAAACCUCUGCAGAUUCCGUGAGCUUACCAUUCUUAAUCAGCUCGCCAAAGACCCUCGUGCCGAAAUCAGCAACCACCCUUAGAUUCACAUCAACCAUCCUGUUCAACAUCUUGAGAGCAUCGUCGAUUCUCUCUGCCUUGAGAUAAGCAUCAAUCAUUGCUCUGUGGCUUGGAGCAUCAGGGGGCAAGGAUUUGGCUAUACUUUCCGCAAAGAACCUUUCAGCCUCUGGUAACAUCCCUUGUUCACAGAAUCUUGUUACUAUGUUACAGUAACCCACAUAAUCCAUCACAAACGCCCUCGAGGUCGGGUUACUCCCAACUUUCUUGAAUGUAUCAAUUGCUUCCGUAAACUGCCCCAUCUUGAAACAUUCAUUUACCAUUAUACUAAUCGUCUCCGAAUUCACGGAAAGGAUGUUAGGAGGGGUGUGAUUAUCCAACAUCUCAUUGAACAGAGCCCAAGCUUCAGUCUUUUUACCAUACUUGAGAAAAACUUGCAAAAGUACAUUUCCAGUUGGCGGAUGCAUUCUGAAUUUCUUAUCUAACAAAGACCUGUACGACUCCAUAGCUUCCUUAUCCUUACCCUGCUCGAACCAGUACUCCAUAAAGGUCGCAUUCACAAUCCCAUCAUAAACCGUACACUUGGUUUUCAACUCAUCGAAGAACUCGUUGGCCUUAUCUAAAUCGCCAAGGUCCAAGUACCCUUUUAUCAGAUUGUUGUACACCAUGGAAUCCGCAGCUUGGCCUUUGCUCAACAUCUCCCUCAAUAAACUCGCAGCAUCUUUGAUCCUUCCAGCUUGAACCAAACCUUUUGUCAAAUGUCUGUAAGUAACCGAGGAUGGAGCAAAAGGAGCAUUUGCCAAUAUGUGGCGGUACACUUCAAGGGCUUCGUCUACAUGCCCUUCGUCACAAUGGGCGUUGAUGAUCUGAUUGUAGGAGACGACAUUGGGGACGAUGUUAGACUGCUUGAAGAAAUAUUCGAAGAGAGAAAUCGAUUCACUGUAACGCUUGGCUCGGUACAUGGCGGCGAUGAUGGCGUUGCAGGUGAACACGGUGGGUCGAGUAUUGGAAAACACAGACUGGCGAGCGAGCCGUGACGCUGCGUCGAGAUCCGAUGCUCUGAUCAGUGACUGAACUCUGUUGUGCAGGUUAAGCCGUGGGCCGACGAGUGAAGACGUUGAAUCCGGAAGCCGUGGCGCGUUGGGAUCGCGUUUCGGAGGAGGAGCUGAGGGAUCUCUUCGGAGAGCGUGGAGAGGAGGCUCGAUCCGGAGCCGGCGUUUGCGACGGCGACGCUCGGCCGCGGCUUCCUCAGCUGAUGAGAAAGCCAUGGUUCGCUGCGGGAUCGGUGGAUAGGAAAUUGGAGGUGAAUGAUUCGGAGGAAUCUGGAAUUGGGAAGUAUCAUUGGCUGGAAAUGAUUUAGGGUCUGGGCACGUCUCAGAAUCUUUAUUGUCAGUGUUCGUCUCCGGAUUAUCCGGGGAAAUUGAGAUGUUGUAGAAGCGUUGCUGGAUGUGAGAGAUCGGAAUAGGGCUUCGGCUUGUGGUGGUGGCGGCCGCACGGAGGCGGUGCAAAAGGGGGGAACGACGGAAGAGGUGACAGAGAGACAUGGCCGAGGAAAAAGGCUAGGGUUUUAGAGGUAGACGAAGCCGAAACAAGACGAUGGCUUAAACCCUUAAAGUGAAAUGAAAAUGGGAUAUUUAACGACAAACAACCAAAGAAACAAUAAAUGAACUGGGU